AUGAUCUGCCGACCUCGAAUUACGACAGCCAACCUCCUUAGCCAGCCCGGCAUUCGAGCAGUCCUAAUCCUGUCAACGCUCGUGUUGCUCUACGCGACGUACGGAUACCUGCGCUUCUACCGCGACCCGUUGUCCGUCUUCUUCUCGGAGGAACAUGGCUUCGACCGAACCUACUCCAAGACGCGCCAGGCCGAAGCCGACCUGUUCCUCGAUGCAGCCAAGGCCGAUCCAGCUUCGAGCCGCGCCCGCCUUGGCAAGGCGAGGAGCCAACCCGAGAUGUGCGCCGUUUUCAUCACGGUAGGGAGGGACGUCGAGGGACGACAAUACAUCGACAGCGCUGUGGGGUCCUUCCUUGCGAACAUGUCUAGAGCAGAGAGGGAGGCUAUACAUCUGAAGCUGUUCUUUGCCGACGUUCCGAAUCCUGAAACCCAGCACAAGAGCUACGCGAGUCUCGUGGACGCUGAUGUUGCCGAUGAUAUCUUGACCUACCCCGCGACGCUUCCCGGGAAUGUCAAAGAAAGCAAGAUGAAGACCCUGAUGGCAUGGGCUAGCGAUCGACAAAACAAGCACGCGCUGGAACGGAAGACGGUGUACGAUUACGCGUAUGCUCUCAGCCAGUGCGUAUCAACGACCAAUGCGCCGUACAUCGCUAUUUUCGAAGGGGAUAUCCUUCUUGCCGACGGAUGGGCGGCGAGAACGCUCAAGAAUCUACAUACUAUCGAUACCAUGAUGAAAGACCCAUCCCGACAUGAACCCCAACGCGGUCAAGUCGAGCCGGGAGGACCGAACAGCUGGUUUUACCUGCGAAUGUUCAACCAGGAGCGAAGUACUGGGUGGUCGGGCGGGUACGGGUUCCGGAGCAACAACGUCCACAUUAUCUCGCUCGCGGUCGGGGUCCCCUUGUUCCUCAUAUUGCUUCUGGCCCGGCGGUUUGUGCUACCACGUCACGUUGCCCGUCACCUGGAUGGCUGGGUUCUAUUCCUGGUCUGCGCGAUUGCGGUACCGCUAUUCAUAUGGCUCUUCUAUGCCUCAGGCAAGGCCUCUCUUCUAGGUGCGCCCCGGGGUGUCCGCGAAGAGUUCUUCGGCUGCUGCAACCAGGCAUUGGUCUACAACAGGGCGCACGCGCAGGAUUUAUCCGACUUCCUCAUGGCCGCGACGACUCACGACAGACCGGGGAGGAGUGACAUGCUGCCCAAGGACUUUGCGUGGAAUCACGGCCUGGCACGAAUCAGUGCCUACCCGAUGCUGGCUCAGCACGCUGGUAGAGUCAGUGCUAUUGACACGAGCAACGAUGAAGCGAAACGCGUGUGGAGUAUGGCGUUCGAGAGUUUCAACCCGUCACAGCUGGCCCGUGACCAUAUACGGGAUGUCAGAGAGCUAUACGGCGACGCUGCGGCUUUGGAUAUGGAAACCCGCGACCAGAGCAUGUACAUGUAA
Messenger RNA from Anthostomella pinea, 1437 nucleotides. The record is from the annotation of a GenBank genome assembly. Lineage: Eukaryota; Fungi; Ascomycota; Sordariomycetes; Xylariales; Xylariaceae.